This is a messenger RNA of Centropristis striata (black sea bass), 6689 nucleotides long. It is a transcript of the gene purab, whose product is annotated as purine-rich element binding protein Ab. The transcript has a single exon. Gene Ontology annotation, biological process: regulation of transcription by RNA polymerase II. NCBI's taxonomy places the organism in Eukaryota, Metazoa, Chordata, Actinopteri, Perciformes, Serranidae. Bases 35 to 880 code for a protein of 281 amino acids. Gene Ontology annotation, molecular function: DNA-binding transcription factor activity, RNA polymerase II-specific; RNA polymerase II transcription regulatory region sequence-specific DNA binding; purine-rich negative regulatory element binding. The record is from RefSeq and is a predicted model, not a curated record. Gene Ontology annotation, cellular component: nucleus.
GAGACGGUGGAAGGUAAAGCAGGGAGGCAGCAUCAUGGCGGACAGAGACAGUGGCAGUGACCACGGAGGGCCCACCGCAGGCCCCGGCUCGCUGCCCCCGGGUGCGAUGGGUGCCAUGUCCCGGCUGCAGCACGACACCGAGGAGCUCGCCUCUAAGCGCGUCGACAUCCAGAACAAGCGCUUCUACCUUGACGUGAAGCAGAAUGUUAAAGGCCGCUUCCUAAAGAUAGCCGAGGUCGGGGCUGGGGGAAACAAGAGCCGCCUCACUCUCUCCAUGUCGGUUGCCGUGGAGUUCCGCGAUUAUCUCGGGGACUUUAUCGAACAUUACGCCCAGCUGGGCCCGACCAACCCGGACAUAGUGCAGGAUGAGCCCCGGCGGGCUCUCAAGAGCGAAUUCCUGGUGCGGGAGAAUCGGAAAUAUUACAUGGAUCUGAAAGAGAACCAGAGGGGGCGGUUCCUAAGGAUCCGACAGACCGUUAAUCGGGGGCCCGGAUUGGGAAGCGCGCAAGGCCAGACCAUCGCUCUGCCGGCGCAGGGUCUCAUCGAGUUCCGCGACGCUUUGGCCAAACUCAUCGAUGACUACGGUGUGGACGAGGAGCCGGCGGAGCUCCCGGAGGGCACCUCGCUCACGGUCGACAACAAGCGCUUCUUCUUUGAUGUGGGCUCCAAUAAGUACGGGGUCUUCAUGCGGGUCAGCGAGGUGAAGCCCACGUACCGGAACUCCAUUACGGUUCCGUGCAAAGUAUGGUCCAAAUUCGGCAACACCUUCUGUAAAUACGCGGAGGAGAUGAGGAAGAUCCAGGAGAGGAGUAGAGAGAAACGGGCCUCCGAACUGCUACCUGAGGGCCCGCACGGCGGAGAUGACGGCGACGAUGACUGACGCGGAUUUUAGGAGAGCAGAAAUGAAACAACAAAGACAAAACUGAACUCUGAGAGAAAACGAGACUUUUAACUGUAAAAUAGAAAGAGAAUUUCCAAGGGAAUCACCCCACACACACAACCUCCACAGACAUGGCAGCACCUCUGCUGUCUCCUCGCUCAUUUUACUGGAUGUCACCCCACUUACCACCCAUGUAACAGUAAGCCGCUGCUAUCAAGGAUUGAACUGUAAGAUAUGAACUGUUUCCUACUUGAUUUAAAUGACAAUGAACAGAGUGUUUAUAUCUCUAUCAAACGACAGAUUUUGCACACAUCAAAGCUAUUUCGAAAAAAAUGUUUAAAUGUUUUCAAACUGGUAAUAUACUAAGAUUUAAUCAAAAGUAAAACCAGAGGUCUAUUAUAUAAAAUGACAGUCUUCAUGUAGAACGAAUAUUUGACAUCAGCACAAAGAGAAUAUAUUAUGGACUUUAUGAAACCAAAAUCUGAUACCAGAUGUAUAGUUUAUUAUAAAGGUACGCAGAAUAAAUAUGAAAGCGCUCUAAAAGUGUAUGAAUUGCAGAACGCAGCACUACAGGCCUGUAAACACCUGUCAGCAUGUGUGUAGACUCAUGUUUUGAAAAGAAGUUUGGCAAAGUAGGCUAUAGUCUUUAAUUUGACCUAAAUCGUAGUUGGCUAUAAUGAAAGCAUUUCUAUCAUGCCAUUAUGGAAAGGUUGAGACUCAAAAAUGAAUAGCCUAUUUUGUGCGCCUCAAACAAAUGGGAUAAGUCUAUCUCUGAGCUACUAUAUUGAAUAUCAACCCUCUUGCACCAUGUCCAUAUAAACUUAAAUGAAAAAAAGUGCUAACUUAGAUGUACUAAUUAUGAUUUUGUGAAUCAGCUGUAAAAAAAAAAAUCUUUAUUAAGAUACCCACGUUUUCUGUGGGUUAAGUUUUUCUUUGUGACUUUGUUGUUUUUUCCUCUGGGGGGGUUGGGGGAUGCAAACAGAUAAGGUCCACUUGGUGGGAGCGCGAGGCGUGGAAGCAAAACAAAAAAGACGCGUCAGCGCAGCGCGCGGCGAGGCAACGCAUCCUCUCUGACGUCAUUACGACCCGUGCCUUAUACACUCCACUCGUUUACGUGUUAUCACGUGGAUGGUCUGUGACCUCGACCGCUGUACGUUUUCAUUUACGAGUGCUGUUAUGUAGGCCGAAAAUAUAUACUCACCAGGGCUGUGUUAAUUCACACUCCUGCGGUGCAUGGAGCAUGGGUGGCAACACCAAACGUAAGCUGAAAGUUUGCCGGGAGCUUUUGGGCCAAUAAAGAUAGUGGGCGUAACUCCAAGCUGGAGCGAGCCCUUCAGAAAGAUGAGGUGCUGCAGGGGGGGGGGGGCUUAGUGUGUCAUGGCACCCUGGAGGCCAGAAUACACUAGCAGCACCCCUGCCCUGGCUGGUGGCCUCACACAGAGUAGACGUGUGUCUCCCUGGAACAGGAGAAGGACCCAGGAUGUACCACUGGGUGUCAGCAUGGGGAUUAAUAUGAAGAUGUUACAGGUGGUUUUGCACACCAUAUGCACCAUGAUGUUAAAAAAAAAAACAGCAACAAUGAAAAAACAAAAUCAGGAGUGGCUGGAUGAGGAUAUUCGUCAGAGCUGAGAUGGAUGCUGUUAAAGAGCCAGGCAGUCAGCCAGCCAGGCAGGCCAGCCGGCCGUGCCAUGCCAUCAGUCUGAGUGCAGUCCAGUGGAUGUAGAGGCCUAUCAGUGCAGGGCCGAAGCAGUAUCUAUCUCUUUAUGGUGCUACAGCCCCUCGAUCGCUCCUUGGGGGCCUUGCCGCUCAGAAUAUGUCACUUUGCAUUGUUUUUAUUCUGAUGCUCUUUUUUUCUCCUUCAAAGUUCUUUUCUCCACAUUAUGUUGUCCGAGAUGUGUCAGGUUUCUCCCUCCCAGGCAGAGAGGAAGCCACUGACUAGUGUAGGACAAUUUCAUAUUAGUGUGCAAUAUUGUGUACGUGCCAAUCGCGGCAUUGUAUCACGUGUAUAGACUAUAAAAAGACGAAAAAAUGUAUAGGCUAUGUGAUCAGUAGAUAUAUUUGAAAGCAUGACGAUGAGGUUGAUGCAUCUGCAUUAUAUUUCCAAAAUGUGAAGUCUUUCUUCUCAAGCACUUGCUCAAAGUGGAAAAAAAAGUCAGACUAGUAGUGAGAUAUUUUUCCUGUCAUGUUCUGUAAACCAGUAGGCUGCCUUGUCCGUCUAUCAGUGCGCGUAGACUAGUUCGGGUGUUUUACGUCCCCCUACGGAGUCACCCCAGAGAAAAACCCUUCCCCUCCUCGUUCCUGCCCUAACACACACACUAACAUACACACACACAACACAGACAGUCAACAACCUCUAACUGUCUCCAUGUCAGCCUCUCUGCAGUGGUCUACACUGAAGUUGAAUAGUAUUUUGGGUCCAGGGGUGGCUGUCACACACACACAAACACACACAUCCGCAUACAGUCUCUCCCUGUUGAGGCCUCUUGUCGCUAUCGGAGUGUUUGGAAGGCCUCUAAAGUAUUUUGAAUGGUGUCUAGAGCUGCACAAGGCCUCCUGUCAUUAGUAGCCAGGAGACUGUGUGUUUGAAGCCUGAGUGCGACCCCUCUCUCGCCUGGGACUGCCGAUGGCAGGACAGGUGAACUGAGAUUUGACUUUUGCUUGUCUGCGGUUUCACUUGAGCUAGGCGAUAGUGAUCGGCUGCAACAGACCCAAAGAACAGAGGAGUUUGUUGUUGUUUUUACAAUGAGGAUCACAAUCCUUCUCUCUUUAUGUGGGCAGACUGAGCUCAGGUCUGCUCCUCUUUCCCAGCUCAUGAUUCAAAGCGUGAAAAAGGCCCUGGCUCAUUGUCUCUGCAGUAAAACGUGUCCAAAUGCCCAAAUACGCUCUGUCAGACACACAGACCAUUCCUUCUUUUUGACCCGAUUGACCUUUAGGCUAAUACUGCGGUGCUAGUUGACUAUCAGAUUGCUCCAAGUGGUUAGUUCACCUAUCAGCUUAUUUUAAAGCAGGUUGGCCUACAACACUAGGACACAGCCUGCUCAUGGGCCCUGUCAGAUUGGCGUGUCGCCUAGGUGGCAUGAAGGGGAAACAGGCUGCAUGGAUUGCAGCUUUAGAGGCCUCAGCUGGAUAAAAGCUGCUAAUGUAGAUUCAGCCUGGGCCUGACAGACAUGUGGGAGAGUUAGAGGUAGACUGAAGCAGAAUUCCCCCAAAGCACACCUGGCCUGAAAUGAUAUCAAAGUCCCGUUGAAUCUUUGUUUUAAAAAAGUUGAUCUGCGUUUGACUGGGCAUGCCUGCAGCAAUAGAGCCAAGAAAAAUGUUCCAGAAAAUCCCAUCUGUUCCACGCAGGACGUUUAGGCCCAGGUUUGUCUCCGAGUGUUGGUGAAAGGCCUGAUGAAGCCUGGCACUGCACUGUCGGGGCUGACCAGCAGCAGCCUACCACCACCUACUGACCCGGCUGUCAGACAGACCCAGUUAGGAUUUUAUUCUCUGUUUAGGAGAAAGACAGGAAGUGUCUUUACCCUCUCAUGGAGGGUAACACUGCCCUGUGAAUUAUAAAAGGCCCAUUUACAUUAAAACACACAUACAGCCACCUAUGACUAUGUGCCCAGCAAAGCACAUCUGAGGUCAAUCUGAGUUCAUCCUGAGUUCAACAUGAGUCUGGACUCUGUUGUGAUACAGCACUUAUUCCCCAAAGUGUUCUAGCUUUAGCUUGAUUGAAUUUAGGCCUCCAGGAGGCUCAUGCUACAUGAAGACUGGAAAUACAACACUUCCUUUCUCUCUUUCUCUAAUGGCCAAAUAUAAGGAAAGCCUGAACUUGCUCAUAGAGUUCACUUUGUGAGUGCCUCACUCACUGUGAAACUCAAACAUUUCUUUAAAGAUGAAACGACGUGUCAUUUUGUUUUGUUACAGACUGUAAUAGCCAGGUGCUACUGGGUCAGUUGUGCUUUUUAGUGCAGAAUGAUUCUGUUGUGAAACAUGACUCGUCCAUUUUGGGUCGUAGUUCGAUCUGAGUCACAGAGAGGGGGGGCACUUGUGAUUUUGCUGAGCACAGUGUGAUCAAAUCUGAUUUCUCAGUUUGUGAGAGCUCACAGUGUCACAGCAAAACCUGGAGUGACCUUGCAGCCAUGUUGUGCCCACGUUAACACAGACAUCCGUAUCUGGGACUGAAAUGCAAAAUGGUAGGCAGAUUUAUUCGUCUUGUUGUCUGUGUGCAGCGUCAGUGGUCAAGCUGUGCUGUCCUCAGUGGCUCUGGCUAAAUUCAGCGUAAAUGGGUGAUGGUGCACUGAAGCUGUUAGCAUUGACGAGAAAGAUGUUGGGAUUUAUUAUACAGGGCGAGCCAUCGUAGCAAUCCCUCAACAUGAUACUGCCGUUUGUCUCUUGUUACUGUUCAUUUUGUCAUUCAAAAGAGCUUAUUUUCUUGUUGUUUAAAUAACAAGUGACCAGACCAUUCCCUACACAUUUUAACUGAUGGAAAUCCUAGAUGUUACUCAAUAGUGCAGCAGUAAUGCUACUUGUUGCAUGUAGUCAAAGUCAGAUUGCUAUGAUGGCUCCAGCUGUAGGCGCUUUGUCUGCUUGUUUCUCCCGUCAGAUUAUUCAUGUUUCUGACAGCCACAUGUACAUGACUUCUAACAGCAAACUUCCACAAUUACUGACUUAAAACAGACUUAACUUCCAUAAGGUGUUUCAGACAACCGAAUCUGCUUUGUUCCUGGUUUCAGUGUUGUAGUCUUAUCAUUGGCCAUUCAGAGUUCCUGGUUGAUCACACAGCCAAUCCGACCUCUGGUCAAAGCCAAGCACUAUAUGACUCAUCAUAAACCACUGACAGAGGAGCUCAUCCAGCACGUCUUCUUUUUCCUCACGCACAGAGUAGUAGGGUCCAUCAUGUCUGCAGACUGUACAGGCUACUGUUGUGUAUAGUUACAAAAAAAAAAGUACUUUGAGAUGUUUUGAAGAUGUUGGGAAAUGGAUCCUGGAUUUUAAGGGGUGGGGUCAAUGCACAAUGAACAUAUCCCAUGUCACCAUUUGGUCUAAAUCCCUUUACCAUCCCCAUAUGAGAUAAUAUGUUGUAUCUUUCAAAAAUAUUUUAUCUGUGGCGUGUGUGUGUAUAUAUAUAUAUAUGGUUUGUUAUAUAUGAUGCUCCUCCUUUCAGAAAAAUAUAACAAGUAAACAGGAAAAACAUAUUGCUGUUUUUUUUCCUUUGUAUUUUAUACUUACAGAAAGCAUUGAAUAAAAAUGGAUAAAUACUUGCACUUUAGAUAUAUUAAGAAAAAUAAAAAUCUGCAUAUUAUUUUUGAUAGGGAUCUCACAUUCAAAGAGUAUAAAUUACAGGCUUUGUGACUAUUGCUGGACAGAGAUGUAUUGAGUUCUACUUAUUGAAGUAUAUUUUGUCUGUGUGUCAGAAGGUUUACUAAAGUAAAUUGCAUGAUAAAGUAGUGCUACACCGAUAUUGUUCUUUUUUUUAGUUGGUAAAAAUGUCUGAAAACUGUGAUAACAACCCUCUUGUAUCAUGUUUAACCUCUCCUCACCCCUUCUAGAAUAUUUCUUACUGAAAUAUGGCCUUUCCUGACUACAUGACGAUGGUGCUUACUUUGGCUUUGACAUCAAGCUCAUCCUAUACAUCUCAACAUCAUCAUAACUCGCGUCCUUACACUUCAUUACUUUCUGUUAUGUACUCUCACUACCUUAUUAAAUUUCCGUUGAUGGCAAAAAAAAGGUGUGCUGUUUUGUACAUUGCUGUUUGUUUUAAUGUUGGGGGAGCCUUGUUGUCUGAAAAAUGACUAAUCGCGCAAUAAAAAGUCAUUCCACAUGU